Messenger RNA from Diospyros lotus (date-plum), 1966 nucleotides. Its product is annotated as ran-binding protein M homolog. Gene Ontology annotation, cellular component: cytoplasm. Gene Ontology annotation, biological process: cytoskeleton organization; cell surface receptor signaling pathway. The transcript has 10 exons. The record is from RefSeq and is a predicted model, not a curated record. Gene Ontology annotation, molecular function: protein binding. Lineage: Eukaryota; Viridiplantae; Streptophyta; Magnoliopsida; Ericales; Ebenaceae. The coding region runs from base 382 to 1746 and encodes 454 amino acids.
CCGGGGGGCUUCAUUCAGUACUGUCUGUGGUGGCCUCGUCUCGUAGUCGGCUUGACGGAAAAGGUUUCUGCAACCUUAGAUUGUGAUUGGCUUCCAACGACGCUUGCCAUUAAUAUCGCUACAGCGGAACUUUUCCCCAACUACUCAUAGCUAUAAUACGUAGUAGAUUUAGAUUUCCCGACCAACUGUACCUUAACAGUGUCGGAGGAAAGAUUCGUUUCGUCACCGUACCGCCCGUUCAUUCUUUUUCGAUUUUAUAGAUCAGAAGCCAUUCAAUUUCAAUAGCUUUCUUGAUCUCUGUUAUCCUUCUUUAUACGCCGCCACAUCGGUGUUUAAGGCUUUUUGCUCUGAAAUCUAGGGUUUUGCAGAAUUGGGUCAGAAAUGGUGAGCAAUUAUCAGGAUCGGAUAGGGACCUACUUUGUGGAGCUGUGGAAGCAGAACUCGAAGGCUUCGGCGGCGGAGAUGGAGGCGAAGGACGAGGAAGAGGAGGCUCCGACGGAGCUCAACACUGUCAACAUCUGCGGGGGUUUCUCGAAUGUCCUGCCGGACAAGCUGUCGGUGCAGUACACGGUCGACAACUUGCACGGCCACGACGUCGGCGUCGUCCAGGCCAAUCGCCCCGCCCCAGUCAAGCGCAUUGUUUACUACUUCGAGAUUUUCGUCAAGAACGCCGGCGCCAAGGGCAAUAUUGCCAUCGGAUUCACCAUUGAAGGUUUCAAGAUGCGCAGACAACCCGGUUGGGAAGCAAAUAGUUGGGGAUAUCAUGGGGAUGAUGGGUUUCUUUACCGCGGGCAUGGAAGAGGAGAGGCAUUUGGCCCAACCUACACAGCUGGUGAUACAGUUGGUGCUGGUAUCAACUAUGCUUCACAGGAAUUCUUUUUCACUAAAAAUGGCGAAGUAGUGGGAACAGUGUGCAAGGAUGUGAAAGGCCCCUUAUUUCCAACUAUUGCUGUUCAUAGCCGAAAUGAGGAGGUCAGCGUCAACUUCGGGAAGAAACCCUUUGUUUUUGAUCUUAAGGCAUAUGAAAAGCAAGAACGAGCAAAGCAACAGAUGAUGAUUGACAAAAUUUCCUUGCCGCAGAAUGUCAGUUACGAAAUAGUUCACUCCUAUUUGCUGCACUAUGGCUACGAGGAUACACUCAAAUUAUUGGACAUUGCCAACAAAAGUUCUUUCGCUCCUAUCUCAUUGGCUCAAGAACGUGGCUUUAAUGAGCAAGAUGACAUGUAUGCAUUGCACCAAAGAAAGACUCUUCGUCAGUUAAUCAGGAGUGGCAAAAUUGAUGAUGCAUUUGACAAACUUCGUGAUUGGUAUCCUCAAAUUAUUCAGGAUGACACAUCAGUUACCUGCUUUCUGCUGCAUUGUCAAAAAUUUAUUGAACUGGUUCGGGCUGGGAAACUGGAGGAAGCUGUGGCAUAUGCAAGAACUGAAUUCGAAAAAUUUUAUAAGUCAUCAGAGUUCUAUGCUCUAGUUAAGGACUGUGCUGCUUUAUUGGCAUAUGAACAACCACAGAAGUCCUCGGUUGGAUAUCUACUUGAGGAGUCACAGCGUGAGAUUGUGGCGGAUAACAUCAACUCAAUGAUCUUGUCUACAAAUCCAAACGUGAAAGAUUCAGAGGGUUGCUUGCAUUCAUAUCUGGAGAGAUUACUCAGACAACUCACCGCUUGCUGUUUGGAGAGGAGGUCGUUGAAUGGGGGCCAAGGCGAAGCUUUCUAUCUGCACAGGGUGCUUAACAACGGUGGUAAGUAAAAGAGUAGGUAGUUGACCAGUAAUUUUCUUAUGGUCUCAUCUCACCUUGUUCAUAUAUGCAAGCAGCAGCCGCCCAUGAAUAGGAGGAUAAGAGGGCUCUCACCCCUUGCCAAAAAAUCAAGGGGGUCCUCUCUCUAUCCCUCCUGGAAGAUGUAAACUCAAAAUGUGAAUCGAUAAAUUCCAUGGUUAAUGAACAAUCUUUUUCAUAUUGUACACACAA